This is a messenger RNA of Spinacia oleracea (spinach), 1390 nucleotides long. RefSeq lists its product as uncharacterized. The record is from RefSeq and is a predicted model, not a curated record. NCBI's taxonomy places the organism in Eukaryota, Viridiplantae, Streptophyta, Magnoliopsida, Caryophyllales, Amaranthaceae. The coding region runs from base 140 to 1390 and encodes 416 amino acids. The transcript has 3 exons.
GGGUAGCACUCUUUUGAGGCCUUCCACGCAUCCGAAGAAAGCGAAGGCUUCUCAGCCCUCGGAGAAGGUAUUUGUUCUGACUUGGAGUUGUUGUAGUUCGUUUCUCCCCUUUUCGGAAACUAAUCUUUGUACGCUUGCUAUGCAGGAAGCGGUUUCGGAAGUCAUGCCUCCUCCUAAGAAUCUUCUUCACUUCAUGCCCUUGCCAGGGCAGAAGUUAAAGAGUGUGGUGGUUGCUGAACCGCCGGCCGUGGAUCAGCCGCUGAUCGAGGAAGAUAUCAUCCCUUCUCCCCUUAAACCAUCUGCUGCUUUGGGGAUCGAAAUCCAGGAUAUCACCGAGGUGAUGGAGGCGAUUGAAGCCGAUUUUGUUCCUGGUUCGGAUGUCCCUGAGGUAGCUGGGGAGAAGAAGGAGUCUGCUGAUCUUCCCUUCGAGAGGGAGAAGAGUCCAGACAAGGAGAUGAUAGAUCUCUCGGGCCCCGAAGCUGCGGUCCCCGAGGUUCAGAAGGAGGUUCCCUCUGCUGGAGAGGAGGAGCAGCCCGAGCAAGGUUUGACGAGGAAGAGGCGCCACUCAACUUUGGGUUCUACUUCUACCUCGGCCCUGGAUAGGCUGAUCCAUGCUGAUCCCUGUUCGGAUGUUCCGCUAAAACGGAUCCCCGAAGAAGUAAGGGAGGCGAUGGCUCGAUAUGCCAGGGCUCCGAUUUUGGGAGAGGACCCCUUGGCUCACGUGGGAUCCUUGGUGGGCCCCGAGGCUGCUCGGGAGAAUCUGCUUCGUGCUAACCCGCAGUGGAGGGUUCCUGGGGCCGAAGAGAGGAAUCCGGCAAUGAUGGCCCAGUACUAUCUGAACGAGGCUGUUUUCUGGUCUUCGUUCGCUUCCGAGUGUAGCUCGGUUGAGGAGAAACAACUGAGGAAAUAUCGUGAGGCUUAUGCUCGUGAUAUUCCCAUUUUGGACCAGAAGGCUGGGCAACUCCUCUCCGAGCUUACGGAACUCAAGCAGCUGUACCUUCACUAUAGUCGCGAGGCUAGAGAGUCUGCUGAGAAGAUCGGGACCGAGGUUGGCCAGCUCAUCUUCCGAGUUGAAGAGGAUGCUGAGAAGAUCGCUUCCUUUGCUGAGGAGAAGAAGGAUAUGGCCGCUAAGUUCGCUAGCGAACUUGAGGAAAAAGAUAGACUCUUCCAGGAGAUGAAGUCUAAAUUUGAAGCGGCCGACAAGGAGCGUAAAGAGGCGGAGUUAAGGCUCCACCAUUUUGUCCAGCAUCGGGAGCUGAUCCAGCAGCAAGCUGAUAAGGUGCCUGUCCUUCGGCUGCAGCUUCGGGAAAAGGAUGACUAUAUUCGGAAGCUGGAGCAGGAGCGAGUCAACCUCUACACUGCUGAUCAGUCCCUUGCUGCUUCUCAUUGA